Bombus pyrosoma is the source of this 14830-nucleotide messenger RNA. RefSeq lists its product as uncharacterized. The coding region runs from base 37 to 1905 and encodes 622 amino acids. NCBI's taxonomy places the organism in Eukaryota, Metazoa, Arthropoda, Insecta, Hymenoptera, Apidae. The transcript is spliced from 7 exons. The record is from RefSeq and is a predicted model, not a curated record.
UUUGAAUAAAGCACGCUGCGCUGAAUUACGGGAGACAUGACCGAUCCAACGUCGACAUCUUCUAGACGACGCCAGAUCAGCCAGAAGACCCGAAAGAAAUCAGCGUCCACCAGAAAGUCUCAGAAAGGCUUCUUCAGAUCACAGAAUUAUUUUACCAAGGGCCAUGAACACUUGGGAGAAACUAGAAAUGUCCUGGAGGAACAAUCUCCAUUCGUCUAUCCUCCUUGUUCGCUCAUGUUCUCUUAUUUUCAAUAUUGGAAGGCGAAAAAACGUACCACAGAUAAAGAACGAAGAAUGGAUGUCUUCAAAGCCAAAGACUCGCACGAUCUUCUACGGAGACUUCGUGUGGACGUGGACAUCGAGGCUCUAGAGGCGAAGAAACACAAAGAUUUGGAAGAAGCUAUAGCCAUGACCGACGUAGAUCCGCAGUAUUUCUCGGAAUUGGAUGGAGGACUAGUCGGAGAAAAAUUUUCUGUGCGCAACUACGUAGAGGACACUCGUGAGAUUUUAAAGGUUCGGUUGCUAGCUGGACAAGAAAUGGACGAUUGUAUUCGUAUAGACCAACAAUUCGUCGAGGAGCAGAAACGACUCGAUGAGAUCAAGCGACGAUUUCGUCGAUACGUGAGCGGUUUCGAGGAGUUCCUUUCGACGGAUCACGAGGAGAGCAUGAAGAUUCUACAGUUGGCUGAAAACGAGAUAAAGAAGACUAGGCAGAUCACAGACAGGAGGAACAAGCUUUCCGCAGAGUACGGUAAAGUCAGACUGGACGUGUACCAUUGGGAGGAGAGCUGGAGGACAGUGAAGAUGUGUCAAAGAUUCCUCUAUCAGGUGUCUCCGCUCGCUUGGCGGGCGGAACACGACUGGAUUCAUCGCACUGAUUCUGGAGAAAGCAUCCUUCACAGAGCUGAUGAUUUAUUCGGUCGAUACAGAAUGGUUGACGAAGUUGCUUCGCUUGACGUUCUCAUAGACUUGUUCGAGCAAGACAUUAACAAGGCAGGCCCGACAAAUAUAUACUUCGAAGAUCCAUUUGAACUGAUCUACGUGUUCAGAGCGAUAGAAACGCAAAAUCUGAACGCGUUGAUUCACUUGGAGUCUCUGGCAAAGCCGAUGUCUGAAUUGAUGGUGACGAUUCAGUCGGCCGAAGAACAGAUCCAGGCGGAAGUUACGGAAAUAACCAACACAAUCAACGAGCUACAAGAUACCAUUCGCAAACUCGAAGCUAGAGCCGCGGAAUUGGAAAGUUACGCGAACGAGCUUCUAGAAACGUUGUUCCGCGAUUCCGUUUGUUCCGAGGAAGUGCUCCGUCUUCAAGUAUUCGUCGAGGAUACGUAUGAAAGCUGUGUGGCGCCGAACGAUGCGAACCUAGACAGUUUCUCCAUGAUGAAAUGGAUCGAGAAGACGCACGAGGAGUUGAAUUUGAAGCUGGAUACUCUACCACCGGAAGUGGUCCAAGCUUGCGAGAAGGAAGGCUUCAAGCAGGAGCUGAGGGCUAUGAAGGAGACAGAGGAAGCUGCCAAAAAGUUUGAGCUUAUGCAGCGAUUGCUGGCAUCUCUGCAACGUGCUAUAGAGCCACCUCCGAUAAAAAGGCGGCCUGCAAUGCGGCGAUCGACUCCAAAAACUCAAAGGUUGAAAUCGAUACCACCCCCGCCGAAGCCAACCGAGCAGGAGAUGCAAUAUUUGAUCUUUUUCACCAACUAUUGCAAACAGGAGGACUUCACCGCCUAUCGCGAUCAAUUUCCGGACGACUUUGACCUGACGUUUCAGGAUAAAUGUUCGGAAUCGAUCAAAAGUGCGGCAUCCGAGGAUCACAAGGGAGAAGAAGAUAACAGUCAACGAGAUUUGAAGAGUCAAAGAGAAUCGAAAGAGACUCUACAAGAUUUUAAUAUUACUGAGACUGUCGACUGAUCGGACAACUUUACAAAUUAACGUAUUAUAGAAUAUUAAGAAAUAUGCGAAAGUUUCUUGUACUAUUGCUGCUAAAAUACAAAACGAUAUGUGUUGUACGCAGGAAACGCGUGACGCUGAUUUUUAUCAUGUAAAAGCAAUUGUACAGAUUAAAAAUUAUGAAAGCAAUUCAUCACGGAGAAGAUUAAAUCUCGUUACUUAAUAUUUGAUCGAGUUUUUACAUUUUUUGUACAAUCUCAGAUUCCACUCUAGUGCGAGUUAAAAAAGAAUUCUUCUUUACUUUUUGGUCAAGAUUCUAGCGAAGUUCACAGGAACCAUCUCUGCUCACUUUUACAUAAUAAAGUUUCAAACUUACACCCGCCCGAUCGAUCAUUUUUGCCAUUUCAAUUUGUGGAACUGUUCCAAAGUAAAAACAUAAUCGUUUAUCAUUAUCAAAGCUGUGAUACUUUAAAACUCUCUAAUGAAAUCGUGGAGUAAAAUGUGGCAAACGAUCAUGGAAUAAAUUUCGUACUAACCGAACAUGAUAGCUACAAAGAAAUUAUUAUACACGAUAGCGCGUCUGUAUCCGCGCAAUAUGCAAAUACUGUAACCAUUACGCGGCUACGUAUAACGCUUGAAAGGAAGGAUAGUUGUUUCUUAAUCCUGGUUCACCAGGUUAAAACACCGAUGGAAAGAAGCUACAGCAUAGCGAAUAACCGAAACAAAUUAUUGUUUUAGCCAGAGAGUUCACCGCGACUCUCCAAUUAUUCAUAGUGUUCCAUGAUUUCGAUAUUACCUUCGCGGACGAGCUGGUGAAUAAUUCACGAGGCUUUCCGAAUCGAAAAUCUUCGUCGUCCGAUUAAGUAAUUGAAUUAAUCAGGCAACGCAGCAGAUGAACAGAUGGCUUCCGCGUGUUCCUUCCUUCUCCCUUCCUUUCGCUUCCUCUUUCCUUCAAUUGAAACACUUGCACGAUUUACGCAGCGCGAAACACCGAUCAAACGUAACGUCGAGGUCGCCUCGCAGCGCGAAGAUUAAUUCGAGACGCGGAAACGUCUGUGCAAUAAUCUUUUCUCUAUCUUGCUUUUUCUUUUUCAUCUUUAACGGACGAGUUGGUGCGUGCGUUCUCCGCUUUACGGCCGAAAGCCACGCGCUCGAGUCAUGGCGUUUUCAAUUUUUACGGGAACAGCUGCGCGCUUCCAUAGUACACGAACGAUCCGUUGGUUUGAAGAUGAAAAUUUUACGCGAUUCUCACGAGAACCCUACGGGAGGAUAAACUUGCCAGGGAUUUUUCGUUCUUCAGUUCCUCCCACGUGCAUUAACAUUGCAAAUCAUUCUUCUUACGUCCCGCUGUUUUGGAGAUUGUGCGAGCAACAUGAGCGAGAUUUUAAUUGCUUCUUUGCGUACCUACUAAAUUAAUCAUUUGUAGAUUCUAUUGAUCGAAUUUGAUGUCUCAUGUCUUUAUUAAUAAGAUUAAGAAGAUAGUUUCGAAAAAUGUCUAUGAUUGAAGAUUACAGAUGAAAAAUUAUAGGUCAUAAUUUUUGUCCUUUUAAAAGAGCAAUUUAAAGAUUCGGCGUGUUAAUUAAUUAUACGUGAAAGGUAUAUCUUUUCGUUCAAUUUUGGGAUUAAAUGCGUGCCAAUGUCGCUCUUUUGAUCAUUGAAAAAAUAUUAAUCAUGCAGAUUGAUAUUAAUCGAGCACAACCGGUACAGUAAAUUAAAUUAAUAUUUUUCGUCUUUUGCAAGGCAGCAGGGUGGAUUUGUCACCUGUUUUUGAAAGAUUUGUAUCUUCCAAUUUAUCAGACUACUCCGUUCUUCGAUUGUUCCAUCUUAAAACGUUCCUUUUCAGCGAUUAAGUGACGUAAAAGCCAGUAAAUCAAGAAAAACCGGCAUUGUCGCAUUUGUUCCGUGUAAUCUUCAAUUAGAAUGUAUUUUUAUUUUCAUACGUUUGCAAUUAACGAAGAGCAUGUAUUAAGUAAAUUGAAAGUCUGGGGCAUCUUUUACUUCCAGAUCUCGUUUUCGAGAAGAGCGAGUUUGGGAACUUGCUAGGUAACUCGACAUCUGCAAACUCAAUUUCCUCGAAAACGGAGAUACGUUUUUGAACUUGGUUUCCUAGAAAACAAUGUCCUGAACGAACAAAUUUACUUUCCAAUUUUUAACUUAUAUUUCUACGUAGAAUCAGCUUUUUUCUUUGAUCGCACGAUUGCCAGAACAGCCUCUGUGUUAAAAUAAUUCUUAUAUAAAUAUUUAGAAUAUUAAAGAAAAAUAUUAGAAAAGUUUAGAAGAAAAUUGUCAGAAAUCGAAUGAAACAUAUGUAAUUCCCAAGUUCCACGGCCACUUAUUCCUCAUAUAAAUAUCACAAUUUCAAAGAUCAUAAUCCGAAUGUAGUUUCUGAAACUACUUUGAACGAUCAAGAAAAUCCAUGUUUGAACCUUUAUUUUAUAUUUCCUAAUUUCACUCCGAUAUGAUUGCCAAAUUCUAUAGCCGCCCAAUCCUCGUAUAACUAUAGUUUCAGAUUAUAAUACGGAGGCUUUGAAACCGUUGCAAACAAUUAAGAAAAGCCAGGUUCGGACCAUCGCGACUUCAAUAAUCCCCUCGAAACUCGAUCCUCCAUUCGUUUCAUAAAAUUCAAAGCACAGUGAAAUCGUUGCUCGCUCUAAUUGCACCAAACAGUCGUUCAGUUCAUUGAAUCACCGUGAAGCAGGGAAGAUGGAAUAAAAUUAAAAGAGAGUCAGAGUAACGGUGUAAUUGAAGAGGAGUUGAAUUCAGGGAAGGAGAAGCGAUUCUGAAAUUCUUAUGCAAUGAAAAAGUAACGGGUUUCGGAUUACUUUCGCGGAGUGGUUGCUUGAAGAAUGUUCUCGUAGGUUUCUCCUUUGCAUCCCCGUUUCCCAAAGGACUUCGGGCUAAGAACAAGAGGACCCGGAUGGGAAAGGGAGAGAAAAAGCGCACACGUGUUUAGCCGGGAACGAAAGAAAUCGGCGGAAAUGGAAAAAGUGGGAGGAGGUCUGCACGUAAAGGAAGUAAUUUCUCCAAUGGCAUGAUAAAAAAUAGAAAGAAAAACCAAGGAACAAGGAUAAAAGAUCGUACGGUGUUUCGUCUUCGUUGGACAUCGAUGAAAAUAGAUGAAAACGCGUGGACGUUUGCGCGGAGUAAGCAAGUUGAUGUUUGUUAUCAAUUUGCGAAUUAAUAUUUACCUGUCUCGUUGAUUCAUCCAGUGCAUGUGGCCUAUUUUCGCGCAGAUGCGAAGGAAUUUUGCAUCUGACGAUUGUUUAAGAAUUAUUUCUAUCGUAAUUAAUUUAAUUAUCGUGUGAUAAAUGGGUGCAUACAAAGAAAUUAUGUACCACAUUUUAGAUAGCUAAUUUUCCAGGUACAAUCAUUCCCUUACCUGCCACAUUAUAAUUAUCCAGGCAUCCUGUUCUUAUUCUUUUACAAUUUCUUCUCCUAAGAAGAACAAUUUCGACAAAUAAAUUAUCUUUAAUUCUGACAAGGACAAAGAAGAUCCUUCCUCGGUAAGAUCAUUCCUCUUUGUUCUUAUGACUUGUACAUUUUAGGGUACACGAGGCCUCUAACAUACAUAAUUUCUAUACUACACGUAUACAGCCAUAUGCAGUAAGAUACGAGAUGAUGUUUUAUAGCAGGCUAUUAUGGUGUUCGGUGGGGAAGAUUCGCAACGACAUGGAAUCGAUACAAGGGUCCGACGAAGUCGGUGUUGGAACGUCUCGGGUAAAUGAGAAUUUUGGCCCUGACAUGUUGUCUGCAGACUGUCAUCUCGACGCGAAAGAGCUACAAAGGGAACUGGGAAGGUGAGGGCGACUGUAGCAAGUCGAGUGCCACGUGUCUGCCAUCGAUUCCACUUGUAGGGUAAAGGUGGCGAGGGUUGGUGGCUAGUUAGGUAUCGUUGCAAAUGAUCCUCGCCAUCUCUCUUUCAAUUUCUACCAAGUGGUGACACUUGUGUGUGCUCGCGGUAACAACAGUUCGUCGUGCUCGAAAGGGAGAAAUUUGCAUAGAGCAUCCUCUCUAAAAAUAACGAAGACGAAAAUUCUACUAGAGAUAACCUAUUCAGCAUAAUAUAGCGGAAUAACACCAUAUACUGUCGGAAGACAGAUUAAUCAACCGCAUUUUCUGUCAUUUUCUCAAUCACAUUACAUAAGUACGUACGUGAUUAAUAUUCAAUUCUUAAAAAGUAAAUUUCGAUAUGUUCGAACCCUUUAAUUUUACUUUUGCCAUUUCACGAUUCAUUACACGGGCGAGUCUUAUCCAUACAAUUCUUAUUACGCAAUUCGUUUCGUAAAUAAAAAAGCGGUAGACCUAGUUAGAUAGACCUAUUAAAUAUUGCAAAAAUUAGAGACCUACAACCUUAAGCACACGGAAUUUCCAGAGAUUAAGAGACGUCUGGAUAAUUACAUAGAGAAAAUCUCACAGGAAAGCGAAAGAAGAUUAAGACUAAUUCGAAAGAAAACGGAUUAUUUUUUCUAUCAUGGUAAAAGCACCAGCUGUGUACGAGGUUUCGGAAGAAUGGUCGGCGUUUCAGUGGAAAUCGCCCAGGGAAAGGCCGGAUUUUGCGUACUUCGAGGAGGCCUUUCGAGAUUAUCCCCAUAGCAACGAGAAUUGCUCGAUAGCAGACUGGCUAGGGGGCUCUUCAACCAAGUCAGCCCCUCUCUCCUCUUCCUCUUCCUCCUCGUUCCUGUUUAUCGUUCGUCUGUUUUCAACCCUUGCACACCACCCCGUAACUUCUCCCGUUUUUUUAACACAGCCGAUGCGGGGAAACUGAGAAGACAGAGAGAAACAUACGGUAUAUAGAGUAUUAUGCCCUGUACCGUUGGUUCCUCUUGGUCCUCCUGCGCUAUAUUAUUCACCAUUCAGCUGUCCGUGAACUCUCCUCAGAGCAGAGAGGGCCUUUUGUCUCGCGCGCCGCUCAUCCUCGCGUUUGAACGCGCGCGGUCCGCUUUGGAUUACACCGGCGAGUCUUUGCAGCUUCUUUUCUUUCCGCUCGUCUUCGUCUUCUUCCUCGUUUGGAUAUAGCAACGACUUAGAUAUUGGCCGACACUACACCUUGUUAUGAAUCCAAUAAAGAUGGAUCGUGGGUAGAAUUGAAUUUCAGAUGCGUACAGUUCUAACUGGCUGCAAUUUUAUUUAUUUACGGUUUAUGGUCGCGUAGAUUUUAUGUACGGCGUACGUACAUUUCAUCGUACGUCCGGGAGAUUUUCUUCAGGAGUAAUAGUAAAAUUUAUUUCCUAUGUUGCCUCGUCCAGGUUCUUUAUUUAUGGAUACGAAUCUAUCGAGUUCUGCGCAAUAAGACGUCUCUACGAUUUCGAAGAUUUUUCUACACUGCUAUCUGUGCAAGGUUUUCUUUUUAUAUUAGGAAAAAAAACAGCUGACUUUUCCCUUGAAGCUGUGUCAAUGUGUAGAGGAAUUGAGGUUGAUCUUGCUGAUAUUUCUUGCGAGAGAAGAUGCGGUCAUGCGUCGCAUUUGUUUAAGAAUAAGUAUUGAAACAACGUCGUACAUGAAAGCUCUUAUAUAUAUGAGUAGAAUCUUGAUUAUUAAAAUAUCGAUCAACGAUCGAUUAAUUGGAGAUUAGAGAAUGGUUCAUUAAAAAACACAAGGACAGAAACUGAAAGGAAUUGCUACAUUUUUGUUGAAAAGUUCUCGUUUCUAUUCUUUAUCAAUAUAUCUUUCAUACAUAUGUAUUUCAUAAUUAUUUCGGAUAAUUAAAGUUCUACUACAUUUCAAAGCUAAGCUGCGAGCUAGAAGAUAUAACGCAAGUUAUCUCAUCCAUCUCCUGUUGAUGCCACGGAUUCUACCGGCGCACUGAAUCUACGAAAGUUGAAGUUGAAUUUCAAGUUUAUAAAACAGCGUGAUACGUAUAACGAAAUAUUUUCACGAAUUAAUCUAAACGUAGAAUCGUCCUACCAUAUGAAGAAGAAAUAUUAAAUCAACGUUGGAGGUUCUCUUAACAGAGGAGUCUUUUGUCCGAAGUGGCACAUUUUCGCAUAUUUGAGGACGCAACGAGAGCUUACAUUCAGUUUCCAUUUAAUGUAAAUGCAGCAGAAGUGAAAAAUGACAAUUUUUUUUCCAUCAAUUUAACAGUCGCCGCGUCACUUAGUUGUUUAUUUUUAAUUAAAGAAAUGGUUAUUCGCGUGUACAUUUUUAGGAAUCUCAGCCACGUGCGCGCGGAUGAUUCACACACAUCCCCUCUGACUUUCUUGAUGGGAAUAAAAAGAAGAAAAGAAGAAGGAAUCUGUUAAUCCAGCAGCAGCCGGACAAUUUUAACAAUGGACCUCCAUAGUCCUGCUGAACUACUUUAUUCGCUAUUCAGCCGUCCGUGAACUCUGGGAUAAAAGAGGCCUUUGUCUCGAGUGCUACUCAUCCAUGCGUUUGAAUAUGUGUUCGUUUCUGCCACGAGCUACAACUGUUUACAGUAUUCGGCUGAAUAUCGUUAAGAGCGAGAUGACACCAAAAAUAGUUCAGCAGAAAUCACAGAGAGCUUGUUACUCGAUGAAAUUACGGAAUUAGGGGAAUUAAGAAUGGUGAAAUUAAAAAUUAGAGAGUCUGGGAGAUUAAGGGUUGGAGAGCUAAACGAAUUAAAGAACGGAGAAUUAGAGAAAUUGAGAAUUGAAAGAAUUAAAAAAAAAAACAUUAAAAGUAAUUAAAGGAAUUAAAUUUCAGAGAGUUGGAGAAUUUGGGAAAAUUAAAAAUUACAGAGUUAGAGAAUGCGGAAAUUAACUAUUAAAAAAAAAAGAAAUUAAAAACUAGAGCGUUAGCGUUAAUUAAAAAAUUAGAAAUUGGUAGUUGGAGAAAUCAAGAAUUAAAGAAAUUAAAAGUUACAGGGUUGGAGAAAUAGAGAGAUAAAGACUUGGGGAAUCUCAAUUCUUUAGAAUUCGAUAAAGGAUCAAAGUGGUGUUAUUGAGAUAAACGACUUUGCAAAGUGGAAUUAUUAGAUUUCAAGAGCACGAUAAGAGGCUUCAGAAUGUUUCUAAUGAAAAUGUUCAACGCUGUUUCUGCAUGGGACUCAAUUUGUACACAUGGUGGUCAACUAAAAGGCGUGCAAAUGAUUGCGAACUUUCUCACGAGGGAGGCUUGGACAAGCGCGUUAGCCUUGUUGUUAAUGGCAAGAAUAAUUAACGACCGUCUACAGCAGCUGUUCUUUCGUAGUUUCUAUCGUUGUCUUCUCCUAUUUUCUUCUUUAACUGACUUAUUUUCCCCCAGAGAAUUGAACAAUAACCCCGCGCAGUAAAUUGUACAGAGUAAGGCGCGUAAUCGGUUGCCAGGAUAUUUGAGUUUGUUUAAAAAAAAAAAAGUGGUUCAACAAAUUAAAGAAUCCACGGGGAUAAGAAACCAUAAAGAAUAUCUUCUCUCCGUAAAUAACUGACGAGGGAAGAUUCCCAGCCCGCAAAUUUAAAAAUUUAUGAAACGUUGGGGAUAUGUAGGGGAUAUGCGGAUAUAUAUUAUGCAAUUUUUUCCCAAAUCCAUUCUAAAGGAGUGAAAACGAUCCGUGGAAAUGCGGCUAUUUUCCGAUUUUCCAAAUGAUAGACCUAAAAGAAGGGGCUGAAAAGUUAGUAUACGCUGUUUUAUUUCUAAAUCCUCUUUUUCCCUUCCGCUUUAAGAACGUGGAAUGAGAAAUGUACAAUGUUAUUUAAGAAAAAAGAGAUGACCUCGGUUCUUCUGUCUUAAAAAGGUUCGUUCUAUAUCAUAAUGGACGUUAAUGUUGAUUAACUUUCAUUUGAAACGAUUCUGAUUACACUAUCAAUUCGUAGUGAUCGACCUGUUACUAUUAAAUUAAAUCCUUCAUCUUGUAUCAGCAAUUAGCUUUCGUCUCUAAAAAUGUCUUCACCUUUGAAGAUUUUCAUUGAUCCAAAGAAACUGCUUGAAAAUCUCUUUUGAACUGAACGGACGAUAGCCAUUAAUUCCUUCCGCGAACCAGCGAUCAUCUGUUUUCGACCGAACAAAGUUAAAUUGGAUGCUGUUAAUCUUCCCAAUUUUGGGUCGUCGACUCAAGCAGCGAAACUAAUGCCAUCUUGUCCCCCCAUGGUUACACAUUCGGGUUAAUUAGCUUCAUUAAAGUGGACGGCAAACGGGGUCUGUUAGCGUCUUCUUACUUAGAACGACGUCCUCAUGAAGGAAAAUUUUUACAGCGUCGAGCUUCAACUGUUUUCGUGUCUUUAGCCUUUCUAAUGAAUAAUUCCAGUAUACUCUUGGUGGCCGUCACCCUCUUCUAGAAUAUAAUGAUAGAUAUCUUUAAAAUCUACCGAAGUAUACGAGCUAGAUUAUGUUAGGGGAGAAUUUAUCUUCGAGGGGAUAUUUUGCUUCAACUUUACGUUCAAACGUGCUACAGUUUCUUGAUAGUUGGUUUUUUUAAAAAUGUUCAAUUCGUCGAACGCUUCCAGUGUGAGUUAAAUCUAGAGCUUAGGACGUUUAAGUCUAGAAUGUUUGAAUUCCCAAAUAUCGAGUUUCGUUCGUAAUAUCCUUUCAAUUAUCGGAUUAUCGAGUAUUGUUCGUACUUUCAAUUAAAACUUGUUUUUCUCAUUUACUUAUUUAAGGUCAGAUCCACUCUGUCGGUUACCGCAAAUGAGCCACGACCGCAAUGGGAACGCACUAUGCUAUUAAAAUUUGCACGCUUCCAGAGCAGACAGUGUUAUAACCGAAAUGAACUUUCCAGCAAUGAUCAUAAAGAGUUAUUCUUAAUAAAGCGAUUACAUGAAAACUUGGCUAUUCGAAAAUCGUGCUAAUUUCGUGCGAAAUAUCAAUAAAAUCCUUUCUAAUUCGAUGAUUACGCUGCCUAGAAGGAACGUAAUCUCUAGCUGAGAUUUGAAGCUUCAUGAUUUACGAGCUAGUGAGCUUUACAGCUUCCCGCAAAUCGUUUUAUUUCGGAGCUUUAUCGUCGCGGAGCUAUUGCGACAAAUUACGAGAAACGCGAUUCCUUUAUUUGGAUUGCUUCCAGGAAGGGAAACUGCUUUGAUGCGGCGCCAUGCCAGUCGACGCGUUCCAAGAUGUCGAACGAAGGAUUAAUUUGAGAAAACAGUACGUGGCCUUAUACGUACGUACGUACGUGCAAUCUUGUUCCAUCGAGGAAUACGCCGCCCUUUUCUAUCGUCGUUUCUAUACAUGGAGCGAACUAUAACGUGGCACGCCCACGAAUCGGCGCCCACACUGAUUUUCAGUACUUUUGAUUCCGGACGUAUGCACGAAAACGACAGUAUUCUCCUGUACCUACACUCUCGUUCCUCAUUUACAUCUGUGUGCUACGAUAAAAGGGACCCUCCGUCCCCAUUCUCCCGUUUCACAAGAGAUUUUUUUAGUAAUUAAGAUGAAAGGCUGUCAGCAAGGAUGUCGGAGAAUGGGGCAUUUUUUUUAUUAUUUAAAAAAAACUAGAGAAUAACUACACUUGAUAUAAAUUGCUACAGUCGAUUACAAUCUAUUAUGAUUGUUUAUUAUAAUCAAUUUACCAUAAUUGGUUAUAAUUUCCUCUAAUUUUAUAUAGUUCGCUAUAAUUUGCUAGAAUGUCGUUUUCUGAAAUCUAGAAGCGUUCAUAGAUGAGAAGAUCACGAGCUUUCGUAUGCUUUCUCUGAAAUUUCUAUUCAUCCGUUCAAUUCGUUCAAUUUGUUUAACCUUUCCAGAAUCGAGUAUUUUUCUACGCCUGUAGAAGACAUUGUUUUAGUCGACAAUAAUAAAAAUUACUUUUAUAAGAACAGUUUUGCCAAGAGCACAGAAGCGGGCAUAAAGAAGUUUACUGUGUCUGGUUAACUAAUAAUUUAUCAAAGUAGAACGUAGAAGAAGCUAAUUAUUUUCGAACUUUUCCACGAAUAUGAGACGAUAUCUUCUAGCAGAGACACGAUUUUCAAUUUCAGCUUAACGGUAAGAAGUUGACGGCGCGCCGAUAUUUUCUCGUCGCAACGGAUGGAGUUCCCAUUCUUUCUGGUUUUUCCCCGUGAACGUACGCACAUGUGCAUCUAAAUAUACGAAACACAUAUAUGCUGAACCGCCCACAGCUCGAACCGGUAUAUCGUACACUCGUAUCCGACGAUGAUCCGAGAAAAGCACUCGCGUCUGGAGAACACUCGGUGAAAAAAAAGUUUUCCAAAGAAAGCAAUUUGUCUUUUUCCCGCGGUGGCGCGCAUUUCUGUCGCGUUCGGGUUAAAAAGGGCGAGGGGAAGAAACAUGGUCGACCUCGAGAAAUGAUUAAAAAUGCCAGAUUUCAGACUCAGGCGGUACAGUUCGCCGUGUAAGUUGCCGACAGUGCAAUUUCUCGUUGAUGCUGACAAAGAUUCAAUUUUAAAACUGUCUCUAGUUAAAAGAUUAAAGCGAAGUCACUGCAGUGGCUUUUCGAGAAUUUUUCUUUUUUUGUUUUCCAUUAAAAUCACGAGGAGUAAUUUUCUCAGGAAUUGAAUUUUCUGGCGUAACUAUUUCUCGUAAAUUAUAUUUAAUACGGCCCAAGAAUUUCAUUUUACGAUUGUUUUUAUUACUAAAAGAAAUAUAAAAAAUAACAGAACAGACGAGUAUUUGUUUCGUUUAAUAUAAUAACAAAUCGUUUUUUUAAGCGAUUGAAUCGUUCGGUGCGUAACUAGCGCUUGUCGGUGAAGAUAUUCGAACAUGAUCGAAAAAGCGAUAUAUGCUUGAAAAAUAAGAGUCGGUCAACGCCUGUCAGAUCGUACGAAUUCUAAACGCGCGUGUCUGACGCGAGGCGUCUCGAUCUACUUAACCGCGUUAAGAAAGUGCUGCAAAAUUUACAUAAAGUGUAAAGGUUUUAUAAUUCCACUGAGAAUGAACUUUCCGUGUAGCAAAAUUUUUCUAUCAACCAGGUUACCCCUUAAUCAAAAACUUGUAUAAUCACAAAGUAAAAAGUAGCGCUGCGCAUCUAUCAACUUUAACUGGGUCAAAUGCAAAUACGAUAUAAUUGAUUUCUAACCGAGAUGAAAUGAUACGUAAAAAGAUGAUAUUACGUUCGAGAAAUGGACGAUUCACCCGACGAGUUAACCCGUUCUUAUCGGUUAACGAGUUAAAAGUAAAACGAUAUCGUAGUCGUAUAAAUCUUCUGGCAGAGAAUUAAAACAGAAGGAUCUAACGAAUAAGACUUUCUCUAACGUUUAGACGACACGUGCUAAAUUACUUAGUCUCUGCUUAUUCGCAAGCUCAACGUACUCUUCCCCAUUUCGAAUGCAAAGAGACUGCUUUGAUCGUUCUCUUCCGCCAAUUAUGCUUACCACUUGUUCUGCUGGAUGCUAAUAGAGGAACUAGUGUAUGCAGAUUUCAAGAAGAUCCGCGUGAAACUCGAAUUUCUCGUACGAAUCGAACGACUGACGAGCGAAAAGGAGAGUUGCCAAAUUGCAUUAGUAAUUUUUCAAAGGAGAACAAUGCGGGAUCAGAGAUUUAAUCUGGAAUUUAUGGCUAACGAAACGUGAAAGGCGUUCAAUCGCCGGUGUAUUCCGAGUAGAGAUAUUCCUGAGAUGCUAUCUAAUAUUUCCGUGGUACAAUAAACGCGUUCUGUCGUUCGAAUGCACAUUGUUCCCAUUGUAACGACACGAACUUUCUAUCAUUGUUUCCGUGCUCGUUCGUAGACUUCCUCUAACGAGCCAAUGUUUUACAGCUUCUAAACAUAAACGCUUUCCAUCCUGACAGCAUGUUAUCGACAUUUCCACGUAAUAAAACUGGACCCAUGAAUUCUCGUUAUUUCAGAAAUUUCUCUUUUUUGCUAUACUCUGCUUCUGACAGACAAAAUGUAACAAUGCGGUCAUUGUGUUAAAUGCAUUAGCACUGGAUAUUUUAUAUUUCGUUUGCUCUGAUUCCAUAUAACGAUCCUGUUAACGCUUAAUGGAUCGUUACGUAUAAAUGUUUAAAAAAUAUAUACUUGUCAGUGUAACGAGUUCAGAUCUAUGAUCGCAUAGCCUGAUUCUUUCAAUCACAGAGAAUUAUCAGAAAGCAUAAACAGCAAAAAGCAACUGUAAUUAAAACAAAAAUGAAUGUAGAUCUUUAGCGUUCUGUUAUAAUAUUCCAAGGAUUAACGAAUUCGAUCUCCUUACAAGACGACAGAGCCACAAUGUCUUAGACACUCGGUAGAAAAUUGACGAAGAACGAAACGUUCCACUAUGAUACUUCAAGGUUAAAAAAAUGAUUAAAUUCAAUUCUGCUACGAAACUACAGUUUUGACGGUUCACAUUUGUUUCGCUAAUAGAUGCAAAGGCAAGAAGGAGAGAAAUAGUCAAAUUGCACCCGGAAAUAAAAGCACUUCUUAACGAUGGAAAUUUCUCAACGUCGAGCGUAAUGACGGCGUUUCCAGCAGCAACCUCGUUUAUGCCAUUCUUCAUCACAGCUCGCAGUGUACGGACGUCUCGGUACACUUUUUGUCAAUGCAUGUAGCUUUCCGCGUUCCACAUUACAUUGCUGCGACACAAUGUUCAAACAUCGGGAGCAUCGCGACGCCGUUGUCGGACGAGCCUUCCUGUAAUUACGUCGCGCCGUACAAGCUUUCUACGAUGAGCUUGUACGAGCACAACGCCGUCAAUGUCCAACUGAACGCGCGCGUUCUGCCACAUUUUUCCAAUUAACUGCCUAUCACGAUACCAUCGUGUUCGCGCGAAAUGAAUUUCUGCAAGAACCAUCAUUUACCAAGCGUAAAGGUCGAACAGUGUUUCAUCGACGCAAACUGGUAUUUAAAUGACUAUUUUUUCGAAUCCAGUUUUAAUCCUUAUACGUUCCAAAUUGUGUAUUUUUCUAUAUUUUUUCAAAUUGUCUAAGUUUAAAAUUGUCGUAAUAAGCGUACGCUAAGUAUCGACAUUUCCUUAGAAUGUAUGAAUUUUGGUUUAAUAACCUUUUAAUAUUAAAUUUCCCAGAAAUGAAUAAAUCAGUCAAAGAAGAAAUAACAAAAUAUAGCAACAGAUAUAGCAAAAGAGUCAACAAACAUCGGAACCCCCUAAUUACUAAAUUACAUAACAUGUCGGACCAGAUCCGCAGGCUGAAA